AUGCACAUCCCCUUCACCAACCUCGAUGUUUUCACCCACACCCGCUACCUCGGUAAUGCACUCGCUAUCAUCCGUCCCCCUACCCCAAUCACUCUAUCCCAAACCCAAAAACUCCAAAUCAGCAAAGAAUUCAACCUCUCCGAAGUCGUCUUUCUUCAUCUCCCCGAAUCCGAAUCCCCCGAUACAAACCCCAAGGAAUUAACCAUCGAUAUCUUCACAUCAGCUGCCGAGAUUCCCUUUGCUGGUCACCCUACUAUCGGCACCGCAUUCUUUGUGCUCAAUUAUCUCGGCUUGAAAUCUGUUGAUACAUUGAUUACUAAAGCCGGUCGAAUCCCUAUCUCGCUGUCCUCGGAUGGAAAAAUAGCUUGUGCUCAGAUUCCUCACAAUGUACAUGUUCAUGACAAGACAUACUCUUUCAAGGAUUUCGCUACGGGAGAAGAAACACAAUACCCAGUCGUGUCAAUAGUAAACGGUAUGACAUUCGUACUCGUUCAUCUUCCCUCUCUAGCCGAUCUCGCCCGAGCAGUGGAAAUUAAAAAUCUCAAUCCGAGUACAUAUAAUGUGGAAAAUUUAGAUGAGGGCUGGAGAAAUGGUCUUUGUACGACAAUGUAUUAUGUAGGUAUGGGUGUGGAAUUGGAUGAGCAGGGGAGGAGAAGGUAUAGAACGAGAAUGUUUGGGACGAGAGAGGAUUCGGGGACGGGUAGUGCAAGUUGUGCGUUGGCUUGUUAUUUGGCUAUGAAGGACAAGGGGAUAGGGGGAAAGGAAGUGAGAUUUGGGUUUGAGCAGGGGGUGGAGAUGGGGAAGAAGAAUGAAAUUUUUGUGGAUGUGAAGACGAAGGGGGAUGGGGUUGGUGUUGAGAGGGUGGUUCUGAGUGGGGAGGCGGUGAAGGUUAUGGAGGGGAUGUUGGAGGUUUGA
This is a messenger RNA of Sclerotinia borealis F-4128, 915 nucleotides long. The record is from the annotation of a GenBank genome assembly. NCBI's taxonomy places the organism in Eukaryota, Fungi, Ascomycota, Leotiomycetes, Helotiales, Sclerotiniaceae.